UAUGAAUAUAUUUAUACUAUUCUUUUUUUCAGGAUUCUACGAAGACAGCAUCGAGUUAGAAUUCACCUGAAUUUGUUUAUAUCAUUUAUUGUACGGAAUAUUGUGGUGAUUCUGUGGGAUAAUUUAGUUUACAAUAACAGGUUACAUAAUCUGGCUAAAGAGACGCUGAUGCAUCAGAAUACGGUUGGAUGUAAAAUACUAUAUAUACUCACCCGUUAUACCCAAGCUGCUAAUUUUUCCUGGAUGUUCCUGGAAGGUUUUCAUCUACACAGACUUAUAGUUCGAGCUUUUAAAGUACCAAAAUCUAUUAAUGGUUAUUAUUUGGCAGGUUGGGUAAGUCCAGUGCUACCUGUAUUAAUAUACAGUAUGAUACGGAUAUACCGUCAAGAUCAAGAGUGCUGGGUACAAAAUACUGGAUAUUAUGAAUGGAUAUUAUACGUUCCUAAUUUAUUGUGUAUAUUGGUAAACGUGUUUUUCUUGUGUGGGAUAUUAAGGAUAUUAUUAAACCAAUUACAGACCCAUCCUAAUGAACCAAAUAAUUAUAGGAAAGCGUUAAAAGCGUCAUUUGUGUUGGUGCCUUUAUUUGGUGUACAAUUAUUCCUGGUUAUAUAUCGUCCACCACCAGACUUAGACAUUUCCUACCCGUUUGAAAUACUUUCAGAAAUAAUGUCCAAUUCUCAGGGAGUUUUAGUGUCUUUAUUGUUGUGUUUUUUUAACCAUGAGGUACGUGCACAUUUAAGAGGAACACUACCAGUUCUAAGAAAGGAUGUGGGAUUAAAACUUGGAGCGCUUAGAAGUUCUACUAAAAAGAAUUACCUAACAAACGCAAAUGAAGAUAAUGACAUCACGUCCUGUAAAAGUAGACUAGACCCAGGUCCAAAAAGUGAACAACCUGAAUCUUACCAAAAUAAUCGAGCUCAUACGUUAUGCCUCUUGACUAAUAAAUGUGUCGUCGCUGUGGAUAAUCAUAACUGAUAAUCAAAUAAAACCAGUUGUUGCUUUUGGUAGGCCUAAUCAAUUCAUGAUCCCGGAUAAAGAGAAAGUAUUUAAAAUGGCCGACGGGAUUUGAUGGCUGUUAAGGGAUGCGAUAAACAACAGGUUUAGUAACAAAAUAGACUAGGUGAAAAAUAAAUUUAGCAUAAAAAUGGACAUUGAAAUGUUGUACCAGUGUUUUAUUUUCGUAUUUGGGUCUGACAAAUUCUUGUCGUGUAAGACUCAUUAUAAAAUAGUGUAGCUUCAAAGCUGAUAUUUAUUAAUUUAUUUAUUUAAAUGAAACCUGUAUGGUCAUGUGCAGAAUAAUAUGUAAAAAGUGAACUAUAUGCGUUUAAUUACUGUGAAAGUGCUAGCCACUAUUGUGUUCGAGUAAAUUAUGGGAUCAUUUGAACUAGAAACGAAUUGAAUCGAAGGGCCACUGUGAGAGUGUUAACCAGAAACCGACAGAUCUGUGGUGUUUGUAGGAGAAUACAUUGUUCAGAAUCUAAAAUUCACGAUAUUAUUUUUUGAAACUUGAACUAAUUACACGACGAAUAUUUAUAACGCUGGCGGGGGGUGGGGUAGGGUUGUGGGUAGAUGUCCGAAUGGUUAGCGCGUGCGGACAAAAAUUAGGGUCGCCUGUCCAACCUCGUGUGUUUUCUCCGGGUCCUCCGGUUUCCUCCAACUGCUAAAGACCCCUACGCACAAGCGAAUUAUUGAAAUAAAAUUGAACCAUAUGUUAGUCCUGAAAUGACCUAGUUUGUGUCGAGUGGAUGUUAAACCCCAUUUCUCUCUCACUCUCUCUUUAUAACGUUGGACAAAGGGAAGUAACCAAGGUUAUCCAAGUGGCCCAGUACAGGCUUCCAAUGAAACACUGGGAAGUGAAUGUGGAGUGAUUGAACAUUAACCAAUGUUUAAAAUAUCUGUGAAUUUUAUAUGUUUAAUAUGAAAUAUUAAUACCAACAUUUAGAACAUAGCACACGAUCUUAAGCAAUUCCGGGAAAUAGUCAGAAGAGCUACGACAAAUUAAAAUGAUUAGGUUUUUAAAACAUUCAG
Patella vulgata (common limpet) is the source of this 2028-nucleotide messenger RNA. Its product is annotated as calcitonin gene-related peptide type 1 receptor. Gene Ontology annotation, biological process: cell surface receptor signaling pathway; adenylate cyclase-modulating G protein-coupled receptor signaling pathway. Gene Ontology annotation, molecular function: G protein-coupled peptide receptor activity. NCBI's taxonomy places the organism in Eukaryota, Metazoa, Mollusca, Gastropoda, Patellidae. The annotation marks the transcript as partial. Gene Ontology annotation, cellular component: plasma membrane. The record is from RefSeq and is a predicted model, not a curated record. The transcript has 8 exons.